AUGACCGCGGCAGCAACCGCACCGGCAGCGGCCUCAGGUGCCCCCCAACGCAACUGGCUUGCCAUCCCAGCCCCCGUCCGCAGGCUGUUCAACCUGUUCCCCCUAGCUGUGUACCAGGCGGAAGCUCUCCCUUGCGGAGCGCCGGACCGCGUGCGGCCACGGCCGGUCCUCCACGUCUUCGCCGACGUGACCAGCCCCUCGACCGACGCGCCCAGCUUCAACCCUUCCUGCCUCAAGUGGCAGGCCGUCCUGCGCAUAGCCGGUGUCCAGGUCGACGUGGUGCCGUCCAACAACCACGCCUCUCCCUCGGGCGCACUCCCUUUCCUCCUGGCACCCACCACCACCACCACCACCACCACCACCACCACCACCACAUCAAAACCUCUCACUGGUGACGCCAUCCUCCAGUAUGCCCAGAGUAACGCAUCGCGCACCCUCCAGGUAGACGAGCCGUUCUCGUCGGCGUCGUUGCGCCUCGACGCCUACCGAUCCCUCAUGGCUCAAUCUAUCCGCCCAGCCUGGCUUUACGCCCUCUACCUAAACCCAGCUAACCAACCGCUCCUCUACAAACUAUACCUAUCCUCCUCGCCUCUCCUCUCCUACCCUCUGUCGCAGCAGCUCCGCACCGCCGCCACGGCCGAGAUCCUCUCCACCACCCGCCGCCCCUCCAUAUCCCCACAGCAGCUCCUCGACGACGCCGACUCCGCCCUAGAGGCCCUGUCCGCCCUGCUAGGCGACGCCCGGUGGUUCUCCGCUUCCGCCCCCGUCGCCGCCGCCUCCGCCCAGCAGACCCCAGACUCGCCCGAUCCGUGGCCGGCUGUGCUCAAAUAA
Messenger RNA from Geosmithia morbida, 831 nucleotides. Its product is annotated as metaxin. The record is from RefSeq and is a predicted model, not a curated record. The transcript is spliced from 3 exons. Bases 1 to 831 code for a protein of 276 amino acids. Lineage: Eukaryota; Fungi; Ascomycota; Sordariomycetes; Hypocreales; Bionectriaceae.